Messenger RNA from Mesorhabditis belari, 228 nucleotides. The record is from the annotation of a GenBank genome assembly. NCBI's taxonomy places the organism in Eukaryota, Metazoa, Nematoda, Chromadorea, Rhabditida, Rhabditidae.
AUGCAUCACCUACAGCAUGGACUAUGGAAAACAAACAUCGCCCUUCGCCGCCUGCGGGAUGCCAGCCUCGAGUGUACUCUUUCUAUCCAUUCGGGAGUCGAGCCAGAAUUGCUCCCAUCACCCACUUUCCCACUCGAUCCAUAUGCUUUCAUCACUUCAUCAACGGACUUCCCCAUUCGUCCCACUUAUGUAUUUUGUUGGAUCGUGCGCGUAACUCCGAUUCGGGAU